Ornithorhynchus anatinus (platypus) is the source of this 2411-nucleotide messenger RNA. RefSeq names its product caltractin. Bases 62 to 577 code for a protein of 171 amino acids. Gene Ontology annotation, biological process: mitotic cell cycle; nucleotide-excision repair; centriole replication. The transcript has 5 exons. NCBI's taxonomy places the organism in Eukaryota, Metazoa, Chordata, Mammalia, Monotremata, Ornithorhynchidae. Gene Ontology annotation, cellular component: centriole; centrosome. The record is from RefSeq and is a predicted model, not a curated record. Gene Ontology annotation, molecular function: calcium ion binding.
AGGCGGGCUGGAGGGGGCCCGCGCAGGCGCGUUGGGCGGGGGAGCUCUGCUGCUGGGGACCAUGGCAUCUAACUACCGAAAAUCGAGCUCAAGUACAGUCCAACGGAAGAAGGUUUCUGUGAAAACUGAACUGACCGAGGAGCAAAAGCAGGAGAUUCGAGAAGCCUUUGACUUGUUUGAUGCGGAUGGGUCUGGGAGUAUAGAUGUGAAAGAGUUGAAGGUUGCCAUGCGUGCUCUAGGCUUUGAGCCAAAGAAAGAGGAAAUUAAAAAAAUGAUAGCUGAUAUCGACAAAGAAGGAUCUGGCACCAUUGAUUUUGAAGAUUUUUUAGCCAUGAUGACCCAGAAAAUGAAUGAGAAAGAUUCAAAAGAAGAAAUUUUGAAAGCCUUCCGAUUGUUUGAUGAUGACGGGACUGGAAAGAUUUCAUUCAAAAAUAUUAAGAGGGUGGCCAAAGAGCUGGGGGAGAAUUUAACAGAUGAAGAACUGCAGGAAAUGCUUGAUGAAGCAGAUCGUGAUGGGGAUGGAGAGAUAAAUGAACAAGAAUUUUUGAGAAUCAUGAAGAAGACCAGCCUCUAUUAGUGCUUUGUUGACUUUUUGAAAGGGUAUUAUUAUCAUUGUGCUACGUAUUUCUGUGAAUAAAUCUAAAGAUGUGUACUUUUAGUUUACUUGAAAAUAAUUAACUUUAUGACCAAAUAUAGUGUCUGAAUCAGGGGAUACCAUGCUCUUUCUGAUUGGGUUUCUACCUCCCCUUAUCAAUUUGUUAUUUUUGCCUUCAGAAGGUUUUCUGUGUUUUUCCUGCAUUGACCACAUUACACAUGCAUUGAACCCUAAAACGGACAAUGGGUAGGCCGACCUUUACCUUUUUGGAGACUGCUCCUGUCUUGCUAUUUUUUUGUGCUCUCUCCAAGCUUUUCAACUCAAUGUUUCUGAUGCCAAUUAUAUCCUCAAACACCAAACAUUUCCCCCUUCCUAGAAUAGGAGGGAAGAUGUACUCAUUUUGGGACUUGAUCAAUAAUAUUUUCUGAGCAGCCACUGCUCAGAACAUUCUACAUUCUACAAGUAGUACUCUUAGUAGCCAAGGAAGAAAUUUUAAAGGAAUCAGGGCAGCUAAAAGUCACAACAUUCUACAAAUAGUAGAAAGGAAUCAGUGCAGCUAAAACACACAACAUUCUACAAGUAGUACUCCUAGUAGCCAAGGAAGAAAUUUUAAAGGAAUCAGUGCAGCUAAAAGUCAUCGACCUGAGAGGGACGGACACAAAAUGAAAAUUAACUGUAAGGUUGUGGACAGGGGACAUGUCUACCAACUCUGUUGUAGUAUACUCUCCCAAGUGCUCAAUACAGUGCUUUGCACAGAGUAAGUGCUCAAUAAAUGCCAUUGAUUGACUAAUUUGAGGAGGUGCCUUCUAUAUAUAGGCAGGUCCAUGCAUUUCCCUCCAUCCAAUAUAUUGAGCCACUCUUAGAGUAGGCAAGAAAGAGGAAGUAUCCUACUAAUGUAUCAGGGAAGAUAAGGAUGGAGAAAGGGUAUGCAUUUAGCUGUGUACCCCCUUAAGCACUUUAAUACUUAUCCCGCCCCCAGUCCCACAGCACUUAAGUACUUAAGUACUUAAUUUAAUUUAAUGACUGGCUCUCCAACUGGAUUAUAAACUUCUUCUGGGCAGGGAUUAUGUCUACCAAAUCUAUUGUACUCUCCCAAGCGCUUGGUACAGUGUUCUGCACCUAGUAAAUGCUCAAUAAAGACCACUGACUGAUUGGCAGGCCCUCCUCCGUUCAAUCUCAAAAGUCCACCUUCCUCCAUCUGCAAAUCCUGUAUGGGUCAAUGACUGGAUCUGAUCUAACUCUCCUCUUCUUUUCUCAGUACUUGGAACAGUUCUAUCACAGAGUAAAUGCCCAGUCAAUUCUGACUUUAUUAAAACCCCAUACAAAUGAAGAAAACAGCUCUCACACUCACCCCCACAUUUUUCCUAAUAAGGAUAUUAUUCUAAAUCCUGAAUCUGAAUCAAGGUGUUUGCUUUUCCCUUUUAUAUACAAGCGGAGAGUAUGGUGUUAACAUGACUGUUCUACAGAAACUCAGUCAAUAGAGGGAGAUGAGAUUGUUUUAAAGUGUUGGAGGUGCGGGACAGAGGUCACACCCCGAGCAAUUCAACUGUCCUUGCUGAUGGCCAGGUAAAUUUGCAACUGCGUUACAAGAAUGGGGAAAUUCUUCUUUUCCUUCUCCUUUGAGUUUCAGCAGCCAUGAUCUAAUGGGGCAGAGUGCUCAUGAAGUACAUGUGGAUAACGUGUAGCAAACGAACCAUUACUUUCCCUGCUUCUUUUCCUUUGUACAACUCUAAAAUUAAACGGUAAGCUUUUUUUAGAAACCAAAAUGGUGUUUAAUUUCGUAGAGUGUGAAAUAAAACUGUUUGCAAGUGCAGAA